Messenger RNA from Ceratotherium simum simum (southern white rhinoceros), 1117 nucleotides. NCBI's taxonomy places the organism in Eukaryota, Metazoa, Chordata, Mammalia, Perissodactyla, Rhinocerotidae. The record is from RefSeq and is a predicted model, not a curated record.
UCUUCUACUUUGUUAUUUCUUCUUUCAGGAUGAAAAGAAAUGCUGAGAAAUAAAUAAGGCUUUUCUCUUCUGACUUGGAUAUUUAUAAUGGGUAUCGGGAAGUCUAAAACAGAUCCCUGCCCUCUUUCUCUCUCCUGGGGUAAAAGCCACAGUAUGGAUACAAGUCAAAGACAUCAUGAGUCAGAUUCCAAGAAACCUGAAGAAAUCUCCCUGCGUGGUGCUGCUGAGCAUAGAAAUGCAACAGAGAUGCCAACAGGAAAGCAGGAGAAAGCUGAAGGAGUGGAAGAGAUGCCUGAAGAGGAAGCAGAAGAAGAAGUGUUCCUCAAAUUUGUGAUAUUGCAUGCAGAAGAUGACACGGACGAAGCCCUCCGAGUCCAGAGUCUGCUAGAAAAUGACUUCGGCAUCAAACCUGGAAUAAUCUUUGCUGAGAUGCCAUGUGGCAGACAGCAUUUACAGAAUCUAGAUGAUGCUGUAAAUGGGUCUGCAUGGACAAUCUUAUUAUUGACUGAAAACUUUUUAAGAGAUACCUGGUGUAAGUUCCAGUUCUAUACGUCCCUAAUGAACUCUGUUAACAGACAGCACAAAUACAACUCUGUUAUACCCAUGCGGCCCCUGAACAAUCCGCUGCCUCGAGAAAGGACUCCCUUUGCUCUGCGAACCAUCAAUGCCCUAGAGGAGGACAGUCGUGGCUUUCCUACACAAGUAGAAAGAAUUUUUCAGGAGUCCGUGUAUAAGAUACAACAAACUAUAUGGAAAGAAACAAGAAAUAUGGCACAAAGGCAAUUUACUGCCUGAGAUGGAGUACUCAACACAUGGCUGGCUCUUGUUUUAUAAAACAAAUACUUGAUCUUCAUUUAAGAAAGCAAUUUCUAGGAAAAGUAUAAAUAAAAGAGAACCUUACUCUUAUAGAAACCUAUGGAGCACAAGAAAGAUAAAUUUCUGCAGGACAAUCUAUAAAAUUAUGGUACUUUUUGAUGUUUUGAUAAACUCGAGAUUGGCAGAGUUUGAUGAACCUUCCUCUCACAGUUUUCCUAGUUCAUGAAUAUGACAAAGGAUAUUCUCAAUUCAUAGUCCUUGUAGUGAACUUGAACAAAAACAUUUGUGACAGACAUUUUAA